UAAACCGUGAUACUGACUGUCGACCACCACCCGAAAUCCAACGAAGAAGUCCAACAGCCAGGUUCACUUACAAGUGGGCAAUAUUUCCGUCUCUUGGGGUAAACAAGGCAGGUUCCAGCUGUGUGCCGUCUGUAGAAAAUUGCAGGAAACCCCUUGCAGCAGUGGAAUAACAACAUCAGACUCUACAUAACAUUAAGGCUUUGUUCUGAUGUUGCCAGGAACCCACUAGAAAACUAUUAGGAGGACUGGAGCCAGUAUCCAACCCAGAUCUUUUUUUUUUCUUAUCUUUUUUUUCCCCCGUUUGUUUUCCAUUGAAGACAAAUGGUUUUGAGUCAUGGAUCAAGCUGUUGUGGACAGUCCUGUUACCCUUGUCAUCAGGGCUCCCAACCAGAAGUACAAUGACCAGACCAUCAACUGUUACCAGAAUUGGACUGUGGAGAAACUCAAAGCACACCUGUCAGACGUAUACCCAAGUAAACCAAGCUCCAAAGACCAGAGGCUGGUGUAUUCUGGGAAGCUGCUUUUGGAUCACUUUACCUUAAAAGAUGUGCUCAGAAAGCAAGAUGAGUACCAUAUGCUCCAUCUGGUGUGCACCUCACGAACCCCUCCCAGCUCUCCAAAGCCCCCCCGCAGCCGCAGCAACAAGCCCCAGGAGAACCUGGCCAGUCCCACGCCCCUUACAAACUCAAACGGCCAUUCCACUGGUCAACAACGGGAGUCGUCUACAGGAGAGAGCGGUGAUGGACUCAGACAGCGAGCUGGACCCUUCCCUUACCACCAGAUGUAUUCACAAUUUAUGCACAGCUGGAAUCCGUACUCUCCCCAGUCAACUCCUACCACAAACAUGCCUGCUUAUUACAACCCCAUGACAUUAAUGUGGUGGCAGCAGCUGUACGCCCGGCAAUGCUACAUGCAUUACCAGUUACUGGCCACCUCCUCUCAGCACCUCAGGCCAGACCAGCCCUCUACUCAGGCUAACCAGCCCGAUCCUCAGAGCCAGCGACCUCAAGCAGAUCGCCAUGGCAACCCAGAGGUCCAGAUGAACGCCCAGGGAGGGGAGAUCCUGAACGAGGACGAGCUCAACUGGGAUUGGCUGGAUUGGGUGUACACAUUUUCACGUGCUGCGAUCUUGCUCAGUAUCGUCUACUUCUACUCCUCCUUCAGCCGCUUUGUCAUGGUGAUGAUGGCCAUGCUGCUGCUUUACCUGCACCAGGCCGGCUGGUUUCCUUUCAACCUGGAGAACGAACUCCAGCUCCCUGGAGACAGAGCCAAUCAGGACGAUAUGGAGGGAGAGCUGCAAAACCACGACUUACAAGAAAUGGAAGGAGUGAUGGAUGAUGGCUCGGAUGAUGACGACGGGGAAAGCGGCGAGGAAGGGGCAGAAGAUCCCAACAGCGCCCCCCACGCAGGCUUCCUGUCCUCCACGUGGUCAUUCAUCAUAACCUUCUUCAUGUCGCUCAUCCCAGAGGGACCGCCAAACGCUGCUAACUGAACCCCGGGCACCAUGAGGCACCACGGUUCUCCACAAGAGGACAAAUAUCCUGCCUGCUUAGGGAAUCUGUUGGUCUGUUGCAGGGCAGUGUUAUAGUUUCCCUGUAGUCUACUUUACUCCAUAUCUUAGGCUUUGAGCCGAAACACAGAUGACUGAUUUAACAUGAAAAGGAAAAACGGUCACUUUAUAUUGACCUUUUUUUGUUUUUCUGCACAAAGGCAAACAUUUCGAACGGUCAAAUGAAAAGAACAUUAGUUGAACUUUGUUAAACAAGGAUUACUAGUGACGCCUUGUAAACAUAGUGAAAAUAAGUGUCUGCCAGUGCAUUGUUUCUAUUAUUUUUAAAAAUAGGGACAGCAGGCACAUUUUUAAAGAAAACUACUUGUGUUUAACAACCUGAACCCGUUCUUUUUUUUUUUUUUUUUUCUUUGUAAGAGGCUACAAUAUUUGUUAAAAUAGUUUUGUUGGAAUUGUAAUGAUUUUUUUUUUGUAAUGGUGGUUGUAUUCGAUUGAGAAGUUUUUAAAAUGGCCACUUUAGGCAGAAAGCUGAACAACAGCAGGUAAUCCUGAAUCAUAUAGCACCUGUGAUAAAUGAACUGAAUGACUUUGGCCCGAGGAUCCAUAAAAUGUGUCUGAACACAUUGUGUACUGUGUAACACAGAAAGAUGUUGGCUACUGAGAAGUUCAUCAGUGUACCACUAAUUCUCUCAAACUGACUGAGUGAGAUAGAAGAAUCGAUCUUCCGCCACUAAUGGAACUUCAAACACGACAGUCGUCGUUGGGAUUUAAGUCGCGUGGCGUCGAGCGGACAGGAGUCACUUGAAACAUUUCUGACUGUAAAAGCACUGCCACAAUGCAGAGUUGAUGUAGGACAAACCACACACCACUCAAGGUGUUUGUGAAAAUGGCUGCUGCUGUUCCAUUUAUCAUGUUGUGCACCAAUCAUAAUAUUCAUGUUUAUUAAACCUACCUUCAUGGUAAUACUUUUCCUCCAGAUUCUCACUUGGCCAAAGAGCAAAACAUGAUCACAAGCACUGACGUAGUUCUCCUGAGCCACAGAAACCCUUUAUUCAAUCUUAUAGAAGGCACCACUUCCCUUUACUUUCUGGUUAAGAAGCAUGAUUUGGAGACGAUGAGGUUUGAAAGUAUAAUCUUGACAGUGUAGAGUAUAUUUUGUGGCAAUCACCGGCUGGGAGAUCUGGCGGCCUCGGUUAAGCAUACACAACGUGGAUGCAAUUUUUGGAUUCGUUCUGUGGAAUCGGUUUCCUCUCCACUGUGCAAGAUCUGGUCACGCGUGGGUCUGAAGCCAGUGCUGCUCAAAAACAACGAGCAGUCCAGUGCAUCAAACAAAUUUAGUGGAAAUAAUUGUUGUCGCCACCAUGCAGGAGAAAUUUUUUGUCAUUACUUUUUCUUGAAAUUGUUACAAAGUGGAGGACCUGAACAGUAUCCCGUGCUGACCGGAUAAAGCAGUUUAGCUUAAUUACACUAAUGCAGGAAGGAGUGAAGAAGUGAUGCUCUGACCAAAAUUAUUCCUCUUGCCUUUACUCCCUCAAGGUACAUUGUUGAAACAAGGCCCUCCCAUAUCCAUGACUGGAUUUUUAUUUUAUGCUAAAAGUCAUCAGACACAUUUUCUGAACCACCCUAAACUGUGCACAACAUAGGAUUAUCUGGUGCUUCUGUGCACUCAUCCACCGACUGUGCCCAGGUCAUGGUUCAAGGCCCUGCUCAUCCUCACAGGUGUUUUCACUCUCUCUGGCUGAUCAGACCUCUGCUCAGGAGUAGUUCCAAGACUACUGUACUGCUCUAACACGUCCCAGCAAAACUGAAGGAUAGUGAGCGAAGUGUCAAUCAAACACACCCACACAGCCCGGAGAGUUCUAAUUAGUCAAAUAGGUGCGUCAACCAUUUGGUCUAUAGAGGCCUUCAAAAAAAGGCUUCUUAAAUUAAUCAAAUGAAAAUUAAAAACAUUUUCCAAGCAUUCAAGGUGACACAGAAACUGAAACGCUGGCGGUAGAAUAGAUGGUGCUGAUAAAGUGGUAUGUCGGAGCAGUGCGCCUGUAGUGCUCGGCUGUGGUGUGUAACAGUUCUUUGCUGCCACCAUUUGUCUUCGACAUGUAAAACACCCCAGGCUUGUUGUAAAUGGCACAGAGCCUCCACGUUAUGUCUCUACACUAAUCUAGUAACAUUUUCCUCUUUAAUCUUUGAGUGGACAAUUAGUGUGUUUUUGCACAAGCAACAGUGGACUUUUGUGGCUGAUAUUAAUAUCAAUAUUUAAGAUUUUCCAAAAGGAUAUAUUGACUAAUAUUUGGUUUUUUUUUUUUCUUCUUUAAAUGAACACAGAACAUAAACAUUUUUUAUCCCUUUAAUGUGAUUAUUAAAUAAUUGUGUCCAAGAUACUGAGCGGGGGAAUUGAAAAACGGUUGAAAAACAAAAUUGUAACUGCUCUGUACAGUGUGGACACUGUUUAGAAAAGACCACAGACAUAUCCCUGAUCUGUGGCAUUUCUGUAGUUCAGGUUCUCAUUACUUAAUGACUGAUAUCCAAUACCCAUAUCUGCCCUAAACUAAUCUAAGCUGAUAUGUCUGGUAUACCUGGCUAAUUAAUGGGCCCUGCUAUAGUUUUGACUGUACAUUAUGCAUGACAGGUGUAUACUGUAAGUAAUUAUACAGAUAUAACCUCCACAUUGGGGAAUUUGGCUUUUCAAUGAAAAAACAAAAAACAAAAAGGGAAUCCACAGUCCACCUGUGAUGAGGAAGGGGAAGAAAGAACCGGGCCGACAGAGAGAAGUGCUCACCGAUUAAAAUGAAGACAAAAGGAAGUCACCAUGUAUAU
Molecule: messenger RNA, 4324 nt
Organism: Xiphias gladius (swordfish)
Lineage: Eukaryota; Metazoa; Chordata; Actinopteri; Istiophoriformes; Xiphiidae
Product: homocysteine-responsive endoplasmic reticulum-resident ubiquitin-like domain member 2 protein
Exons: 9
Coding region: 335-1492 (385 amino acids)
Biological process (GO): endoplasmic reticulum unfolded protein response
Molecular function (GO): protein binding
Source: RefSeq, a predicted model, not a curated record